AUGGUGGUCGAAACGAGAGGAAGGGGUAAGAGGAAGGAUAAUCCAACGAAGGAAGAGGUUCGGAAAGUGAAGUUUGUAAAGACGGCCUCCGAUAAUAUUGAGAAGACGACGACGGGGAAUGUUGAAUCGACGGGAACGGCAAAGACGACGGAGAUUGUUGACUCGAGGGAGAAGACGAUGGAUGUCUCGACGGAGGUGACGACGGAUGUCUCGACGGAGAAGACGACGGAUGUCUCGGCGGAGAAGACGAGUGAGGACGCGAGGGAGAGUACGGCAGAGAUAACGGAGCCGAGUGAUGUGGCUUUAGAAACUGCUCCGGCGACAGUGAACAAAGGUCCUGCUGGCCCAUCUCCUCCAGCUCCUCCAGCAACUCCGGCGAUUGGGACUGAAUCUGAAGAAGAAGAGAAUGAGGAAACCCCUUCUUCUGGAGAUGAAGUGAAUCAGAAAGCCGGUUCUGGAGAGGAAGAGAAUGAUCAUGACGACCGUUCCGAUGGUUCUAGCCAGGAGAAUGAAGAUGCUGAAGAAGAACAAGAAGAAGCAGAUGAGAAGGAAGAGACUGAAGGUUCUGAAGAAGGAAAUGGUGACGGAGAAGGAAAUGAAGACGGAGAAGGAAAGGAUAAUGAUAAUGAAGGUUCUGAAAAAGAAAAUGACCGAGAAGAGUUAGCAAAUGGAGAUGACAAUGAGAAUCCACCUGAACCCGGGAAUCCACCUGAACCAGAGGUAACAAAUGUAACAAAUUUUCAAUUGAGUGUGUUAAUGCUAGUAAUACUAGGGGAAGUAUAGGAAUAACAUGUUAGUUUUGGUAGAGGUAAACUGAAAUUGUGUAAACGGAUAUAACUUGAAUAUAACUUGGAUAUAAGUUGGAUAUAACUAACUUGGAUAUAACUUUAGUAUGACUUGGAUAUAACUUUGGUAUAACGUGGUGAAUACUUUGGUAUAACUUGCAGGGUUUGAAUGGAAAUGUGGCAACCGAGGCAAUCAAACCAACCAGCAUGUUCUUCAAGCCAACCGAGUACAGAAAAAAAAAAAAAGCUAGGGACAAGGUGUAUGAUAGCUAGCGCGAUUAAGACGCUAAAAAAUCUGAAACCCAAGCUGUCUAACGCGGAGAUGAGCUGGUUCACGGAGCAUCCUCAAUUCAGACACAUUUUCCACAUGAAGAUAGAGACUAACCACAGGGUUCAGGGAAUGUGGAUGUUGUUGUUGCGUACUGCUGGUAGCGAGAAGCUGAGAGAAGUGUGGUUCAUUGUGAAUGGGGUUCCAAUCCGUUACGGGCUGAGGGAACAUGGUUUGAUAUAUGGGCUAUUCUGCCAGAACUAUCCUCUCGGCUACAAAGAGCUUGGUGGGACGAGGUUCGUUGAUCGUCAUUUCAAGGAAGGAGAACCGAGAAGGUUAUAGGAUGUUAGGAAGAAGUUGGUGAACAUGGGACCCCACAAAGACAGACUGAAGAUGGCGGUUCUAUUCUUCUUAGCUUCGGUUGUUUGUGCGCAAACGAAGGUUGGACACAAGGCUAAUGAUGUAUUGGAGGUGUUCCAGAGAGCAGUGGAUGAUCUUGAGUACUGCAAGUCCUUUCCGUGGGGAAGAUUUUCCUAUGAUUACAUGGUGAAGGAGAUCUCUCACACAAUGAAGCAUUUUGGAGGGGUGGUGAAAGAGAAAACAUUAUGGCCGCUACCAGGUUUCUGUGUUCCAUUAGAGCUUCUUGCAUUCGAGGCAAUUCCGAAGCUAGGAAUAGCGUUCAGAGAGCCUGUGGUUGGAGCUGGUCGCGACUGUCCGAGGAUGUGCAAGUCCUACUUUAAACGAAAUGGAAUGACAGGGGUGUCACUUUCUGUGAUAAACAAGGAACUGGGUAACACAACUGUAAGUCUUCCUGUGAACUGUGGUAGAACUAGGGUAGGAAUAAAGUGAAACUGUGGUAGAAGUAAGGUAGUACUAGAAAGGGAACUAGGGUAGGAAUAAAGUGAAACUGUGGUAGAAGUAAGGUAGUAACUUAUUUUCUUUUUAGACAUUAGAAAUUGCUAAGUUUUAAAUUUAUUUAUGUGUGUGAUAGGUUAUUGACAGCAUCAUCCCCACCAAAACUCCACGAGAAAAUAGCCUUUUGGAUGAGAUUAUGGAAGAUGAAGACGAUGUUGAUCAAUCUGAUAUAGCUGUGGACAGUUGGGAGAAGUGUCUGGAUGCAGGGCAGAAGGUUUUUUUUAAAGACAUGUUCGACGAAGAUGUAGCUGGGCGUGAAAAACAGCCAGAACCGAUUGAAGAUGCAACAAGGAUGGAGUACAGGUAGGUGAGCAGUCGAUUCAGCUGGGAGAUGUUAUGAAUAUGCUGAAAAAAACAAUGAAACUGAUGAGGAAAAUUGACAAGAAACUUGACCAGCUGGAUGGGAGAUUGGCCCCGCUUGAGGAGUUUGUCAAGGAAGCACAAGGCAAAGUAGUAGAGGUUGAAGAAGCAGAAUCACAAGGGAAAGACAAAAGAAAGAAAACCCAGAAGUCUGUGGGGAAAGGCAAAAAACAGAAAACCAAGUGAAGUCAAGUGGAGUUGAGUGAAACAAAGUCUCUGGAUGUUUUAUGUUAAUCGUUUUUUUUUUGUUAAAGACAAACGAAGUCUGAAUGUUUAUCUUGUUUGUGAUGUGGAUUUACAACUUUAACUAUGUUAUGACUAAGUUGUUAUGUCAUAUUAGUGUUGUAAUGUUGUUAUUAGAUUUGUCUCGUUUUAGGUGAAUGAUAAUUCUAUGACAUAUUACCAUUU
This is a messenger RNA of Brassica napus (rape), 2736 nucleotides long. Its product is annotated as submandibular gland secretory Glx-rich protein CA-like. The record is from RefSeq and is a predicted model, not a curated record. The coding region runs from base 1 to 783 and encodes 260 amino acids. The transcript has 2 exons. Lineage: Eukaryota; Viridiplantae; Streptophyta; Magnoliopsida; Brassicales; Brassicaceae.